AUGCUCUCAACUGUGCGUAGCUUCGACCUCGUGUUACUGGAAGAGGGAGAAGAGUACGUCUCCGAUGCUGCCUGUAACGCGCUGAGCACAUUUCCGUCUCAAGUAUCGCAGUCCGGUUGGACAAAGUUUGUGGAAUCGACUUCCGAUGCCCAGAACCCCUCACUACAUCGCAAGGGACGUAUCAGAAUUGGUACAAAGUCACUCAUAUUCGAACCUGACCUCAUCGACAUGCCCAUUCUGAAGCUUCAGUUCCAACACAUUAACAAGAUAUGCGAGUCAUUCCAAGAUUCCUGCGGAGUAUUCGUCUCGUGCAAACAAGUCACGUCGAUACCGACUGCAAUAUACAACGGGAAGUCGCGCUUUAUAUCACCUUACAGCGUCUACGUUGCAAAGAAUGAUGGCUCUGCCUCACCAAAGGCUGAUGGAGAAGCGAAUAUUCUAAAGUGUCUGCCGAGUUUUUGCUUCAUCUUCAUAUUUUCAACCGUUGACAUACAAAAACAACUGCUGAAAAAGUUCAAGAAACUCCUGGAACUAUCGCAAACUAAUGGAGAAUAUCAUGACACGAUUCCAAAAACUGGAUUCUCAUACACAUUGAUCCCCUCUAGGGAAAAACUCCUGCUUGGUGGACCAGCAGCUUUGCACGGCUCCGAACCCAUUUACUGCUGGAGACUAAAACGCAUGGUACGCCACGGAGGAUUCACUGCAUUGACUGAUUCUGCUCUCUACUUCCAGCCAAGUCCAAACUUUUCUCGAAAGCUAUGCAAGAGAAUGGCUCUGGACCGGAUCCUACACAUUUUCAAAAGAGAUACUGGUUUAACAAUGACUGGCGAAUGCUCUACUGCACUGGAAGUUGUUUCAUUGCCUGAAGAUUUGAGCGAUUCCUGUGAAAAGGUCUUCCGCAAACAGUAUCGGUGUAUAUAUCUAGAGUUUAAAAGGGAAAGUGAUCGCGAAAGUCUUGUUGCAAUACUAAGGACUUUGGUACCCAGAGCUUUUCAUGCAAUAGAAUCAAAACAGUUUCGUCAAGAAAUGACACAGCUCUGGAGGCUCGGAGUAUUGCCUAAUUUUCAGUAUUUGGAUUUUUUAAACUGUGUUGCUGGACGUUCCAGGUAUGAUAUAUCGCAUUACCCAGUAUUUCCCUGGGUUAUAUCGGAUUACAAGAGUUCAUACCUCAACUUGAUGGAUCCUAAAACGUUUAGGGAUUUAUCAAAACCAAUGGGUGCAUUGAAUGACGAGAGGCUCGCCUUGUUAAAGCAAAGAAUGAAGGGCAUAAAAGUUUCUGAAGAUAUUCCUGUUGCUAAAAAGACUGCGGAUAAACACCGUUGUGAUCUGGAAGGAUAUAUUUGUGACGACUGUCUGCAGGAGCUAUGGGACGAAGGAUUCUACCUUUAUGGUUCACACUACUCCACACCUGCGCUUAUCGUAUUCUUCCUUAUCAGACUUCUUCCGGAAUGUCAAUUACGUCUAUAUGGCGGAAGAUUUGACGCUGCAGCUCGCACGUUUAGAAAUGUACGAGAAACCUUUGAGAACACUUACGGAGGACAUUCAUCAUUUUUCGAGCUAAUCCCAGAGUUUUAUGAAUCUUGUGAGGGCUUUUUGCGAAAUUCUCUAAAUAUAACAACGCAAGAUGGCAGGCUAGGUGAUGUGGAACUUCCCCAGUGGGCUCACAAUUCACCGUCGCUAUUUUUGAAACUUAUGCGAUCUGCUCUCGAAAGUGAACACGUAUCGCGCAAUUUACCCGGUUGGAUUGAUUUGAUAUUCGGUUACAAACAGGCGGGUCCAAAGUCUGUGUCUAGCGAUAAUGCAUUCCAUCCCCUCACAUACCUACCAUCGAUUCACGCUGGUAAACUUAAACCGUCUGCAGCUGUUGCAAGUCUAUUGCGUACAAUGGAACCACAGGCUGUUUCCGUCCAAGUCAGGGAAUUUGGCCAAUCUCCCAUCAUUCUUUUCGACACACCGCAUCCCAGAAGGUUGGUCUACCCAAAGUGGGUACCUGAAAGCGAUGCAUACGCAAGUGCUCCCUGGUUUAUAUAUUUAGAAAAACAUUCGGAACUAUUUGGGAAAUCGGCUUCUGGUCAAAGUGAGGGAUUUAGGUUCAACAGAACAAUAGUGCCAAGCAGUGGAACAGGACAUUUGAAGCAGGUUGCUGAGCUUAGUACUUCCAAUGGGAUAAAUGUUGUAAAAAUGGAUGAUUUGAACCAUAGAAUAAACUUUGUGGGUUUUGCUGAUGCAGAUGUUUCAUACUAUCUUGCAAAUGACGGAAAUCUCAUUCUACAACACCAUGGUGAAAAUACUUCUGUACUUCGAAAGACGGUGCCAAUUGAGCGAAAUUCACUAACAUGCGCAGUAACAUCAGGGGAUUUAUUAUGCAUUUGCUCAAAAAGCGGAAACGUGACUCUCUGCCGAUGGAGAGAGAUUGUCAAGGACGCCUUUCCCAUUUCCUAUGAACAAGAACCUUUUUUACAUCCAGUUGGUAGAGACGUUGGAAAACAUUUUUUCAGAUUGGAGGUUCAUAAUGAUAGCAUAACAUGCGCAGACUAUGACAAUGGUGUCUUGACAACUGGUGGAAUGGACGAAACGAUUAACCGGUAUGAAAUCACAAACUGCGAUGCCCGCAUGGUUGGUGUGUUUGAUGAACAAAAUGGACCGCUUGCCGCGUUAUCCUGCAAGUCUGGACUCCUUCUAUCUGCAAGCAUGGGAGGAAGUCUAACUCUUUGGGAUAUUAGGACGCCACAAACACCAAUAUGGAUCCACGAAGCAUGUAGCACAAGCAGACAACACUCACAAAUACUAAGUUGCUGCAUUAGUAAUCACUAUCUACAAAUCGUAUCUCGCUCUGAAUCACCGGUCAUGUUCUGGGACAUACGAAUGCUCAACUCUCUAAACUCAACUGCUGGAUUCACGAAACAGCUUGAAACACCUUCAAUGUCCGUACUUGGAUGUCAUUGUGAUCCUGGAGACUGUGUAGCACUCGUAGGAACUGUGAACAAUGAACCAACCCUUUCAAUAUACGAUCUGCAUACGCGCAAGAAUGCAUCCAAUAUAUCACUCUCAAACAUCAAGCAUCCUACACUAUUUCAAGUCAACCCAUUCUCAAGUCACAGCAACUCACUUGAAGCUAUUGUCGCAAAUACACUCGGAGAAUCACUCCUUCUUUCAUCCACAAAGUCUAUUGUGUAG
Molecule: messenger RNA, 3177 nt
Organism: Theileria equi strain WA
Lineage: Eukaryota; Apicomplexa; Aconoidasida; Piroplasmida; Theileriidae
Exons: 5
Coding region: 1-3177 (1058 amino acids)
Molecular function (GO): protein binding
Source: RefSeq, a predicted model, not a curated record